This is a messenger RNA of Juglans regia (Persian walnut), 603 nucleotides long. RefSeq lists its product as uncharacterized. The record is from RefSeq and is a predicted model, not a curated record. Bases 1 to 603 code for a protein of 200 amino acids. The transcript has a single exon. NCBI's taxonomy places the organism in Eukaryota, Viridiplantae, Streptophyta, Magnoliopsida, Fagales, Juglandaceae.
AUGACUUUGUUUGCUGAUACCUUGAUUGAAUGUGGGCUUUAUGAUCUAAGAAGCACUAACAGUCAAUAUACAUGGUCAAACAAUAGAUUAGAUGACCUUUUCACCAAAGAAAAACUGUAUAGAGCAGUUGCCUCAACUGCUUGGUGUGAUACUUUUGGUAAUGGGGAUAUCCAGGUGCUGUCUCCAAUCACAUUUGAUCAUUGCCCCCUUUUACACAUUGUGGAUACUAGCCAUCAUUUCCACUCUUUUCCUCAUGGCUUGCAUCGAUAUGAGGCUAGUUGGAACACUUAUGCUAAUUUUGCUAAGAUUGUGGCAUACUCUUGGAUGGAAGUAGACCCUUCUCAUGGUGAUUUACCAUCUUUAAGCAAAAAACUGGAAUGUUGUAUGAGAUCUUUUAAAAGGUGGAGCAAGAAUCAAACUCCACUUUCUGACCAUAAGUUACAAUCCAAGAUCCAUAGGUUGGACACUAUCCAAUCUAAUCUGCAAGCCACCACAGUUGAAGAAGCAUCACAGUUGAAGAAAGAGAUUAGUGCUAUGCAGCAUAGUCUUCAUCUAAAAUGGAAGCAAAGAGCAAAGAUCCAUUGGUUACAAAAAGGGGACUGA